This is a messenger RNA of Phytophthora nicotianae INRA-310, 1620 nucleotides long. RefSeq lists its product as hypothetical. NCBI's taxonomy places the organism in Eukaryota, Oomycota, Peronosporomycetes, Peronosporales, Peronosporaceae. Gene Ontology annotation, molecular function: cysteine-type deubiquitinase activity; K48-linked deubiquitinase activity. The record is from RefSeq and is a predicted model, not a curated record. Gene Ontology annotation, biological process: protein K48-linked deubiquitination. The transcript has a single exon. The coding region runs from base 1 to 1620 and encodes 539 amino acids.
AUGAGUACAUUGACGGGGAGAGAGGUGGAGGAAUUACUCCGUCUCCUGUGGCCGGCGACGUCAACAGGCGAUGGCACCUCCGACGAUACUCAGCGCUGGUACCAACAGGGCUUUGAGUUCCAAACGCUGCAGGGCUUCCCGAUCGGGCUCGUGCAGGGCCACGGGGGCCCUUGUGGUGUGUUGGCCGCAGUGCAAGCCGAAAUGCUUCGACUGUUCUUGUUUGUGCACCACCGUGAUACGUUGAGAAGCAACGAUAUUAAUUUACAGCAGCUACUGGAGCGCGGACGAUUGGCGGAGGAUGACGCGGCAAGACGCCAGCUAUUGGCGGAGGAUGACGCGGCAAGACGCCAGCUAUUGGCGGAGGCCAUGGCAUCGCUGUUGGUGCAGUGCGUCGGUGACGAUCGAGUGGUGCGCGUGGUGGUGCAGGACGUCGGCAACGACACAGCUGCGACAUACAGAGAGAGCACCGUGUCAGUUCCCGCGAUGCAGACAGAUACCCCGCCCCAGGACCUUGUGGCACUCUUAAACCGCAAAAUGCCGACAUUCUGCAGCUCUCACGGAGUUAUUAACUUUACGUUCAGCGUGCUACGGACCAAGGGCGUCGCUGCUGUGCGCGGAGAAAUGGACGACUCUGCCAACACGUUGACUGGAGCGUUUGGACACUGUACACAGGAGCUGGUGAAUUUGCUUCUUACAGGCCAAGCUGUCUCAAACGUGUUUGAUGGCAGCGUCCCCAUGGGCGACACAGGGCUGUCCUUGCACGGCGUGCCAUAUCGAGCGCGUAUCGGCUAUUUAACGCAAUUGGAGGCGUUGCGAUACUGCCAAGUGGGUAGUUACUACAAAUCGCCCCAGUUUCCCGUGUGGGUGCUCGGCAGCUCUUCGCACUUUAGUGUUGGCUUCGCUCUGGAUGUCCGUGUCUGCGAGGAAUCGGCAUCCGCGCAGCUUUUUCAACAAAUUCAGCGAGUGUUCAAGACUUUUGACCCUAUGGAGACCGGCUUCAUGGAGAUGGCGUCCCUGGCCGACUCGCUGAAGCAGCUUGGUGUCACACCUGAGAUUCUCUCAAAUGAGUACAUGAUGGCACGACUAUUAGCUAGACUGGAAAUCUCAAGUGGUGCUGGCAUCGUGCUCUGGGACGAGUAUUGGAAAGUUAUCUCAGUGCUGUUGCAUACCAACGACUUCGAGCUGGCAUUGUCUGGAGACUACGACCCAAAUGGCACGACGGAAUCACGGCCUCCCCUCCAACGCUCCGAUUCUGAUCUUGCGCGGGAGCUCCAAGCACAGUUUGACGCAGAAGAAAGAGGUGGCUCUGCUGUCCAAGCUCCUGUGAACGCACCACCGCCAGACAAGCCGAAGCAGGACCCACUACUUUCGUUCGAUUGGUUUUAUUACAAUGGGCUGGGAAGCAACAGUAAUUCGACCAACGGACAACGGCGUCCUCAGCUCACAAAAUGUCGUGUGACGCUCGAGGAAUCGGCGGAGUUCAUCGGUAGAUCCGUCCCCAUUGACAACUCUGGUACGAGUGGUGGCCAUGGCUCGCCUCCCCUUGAAGAAAUCAUGAAAACAAAGUGGCCCAAUGCACGAAUCGACUGGCUAGGCUCGCCCGUUCCAAGUACCGACUAA